AUGCAUUCUUUUUUUCAAUUCAAUGGAUCUGCUUGUGUUUGGCGAACGAAAGCCAUUCACCAAUGUGGAGGUUGGCAUACAGACACUCUGGUCGAAGAUUUAGAUAUUUCUGUUCGAGCUUAUAUGAAUGGCUGGUAUGCUGCUUAUACACUUGAUGUUAAAUGUUUGAACGAGUUGCCACCUACUUUCACGGCAUACCUCUCUCAACAAUACCGAUGGUUCAGUGGACCUGCACAGGUUUUUCGAAAGUUAUUCACAGCUGUUCGUCGAACGUCUCACAUGAACGUUUAUCGAAAGCUGCAUUGUCUGUGGAUGAUUUGUCGGCCAUGUCUUUACAUUGUUCGUUUCGCUAUAUUUCUUCUGAAUAUAGCUAUCAAUGCUUGUUUACGGAAAACAGUCAAUGUGAACAUUUUUAUCACAUUUUUUCCAUUAAUUUUAGCCUCCAAUAUUUUAUUCUACACAUUUGAACAAAUCCAUUUGGUCAAAGUCUAUUCCCUCUUUUGUAAUGCUAUGCUAUUCCAUCAUGCAAGUUCAGCGAUAGCAGGUUUUUUCAAUUUCAGUUCUGCUAGAAAAUGGAUUGUUACUCCAAAGUUUGGUAAUCCGACGCGUAUGAAUGAUCAAGAACGGAAAAUUGCGGCUUGUCCAACUACCGACACCAUGUGUCCAUAUCUCAAUCGGUGUAAUCAGUAUUGUCCAAGUUUGCAUGUGGCUUCUGAUAGUUUGCAGUCAAUUUGUUUCGCAAUUCAACACCAAAUCAACGGCUUGCAAAUUCAUAGAGGAUACUUAGCUAUGACUUUGUAUAUUCUUGUAUUUUCAUACAUCGCAUUCUUGAAUGAACAGUAUCUUAUAAGUUUAGAUUUGACGCUAAAUGCAUUGAUGUAUACUGUGUUUACUUUGGGCUAUUUGGGUAGAUCUCAAUAA
Adineta ricciae is the source of this 921-nucleotide messenger RNA. The record is from the annotation of a GenBank genome assembly. NCBI's taxonomy places the organism in Eukaryota, Metazoa, Rotifera, Eurotatoria, Adinetida, Adinetidae.